AUGAAGACAGAAUAUGACGUCAUCCUACCAAACAUCCACGAUCCAUCCAAACUGUCAAAGCGGAGCACGGAUUCGUUCCAUCCCGACGCCGAGCGACAUACGGUGACCUUUCGGGCGUUUGACGAGGACCAUCACGUGGUUUUGGAAAGGAAUCAAUGGUUGAUCUCUCCGGGUUUAGAGGUGGAGUAUCUGCAACCGGAUGGAUCCACGCGGAAAGAACCGGUUCAAUCCAGUCGCUGUCAUUUCUUCGCGACCUCCAUCUCACAUGAGGGAUCGAAAGGAGCAUUGAGCACUUGUAGUGGAUUGUUUGGGGGAAAGUCAUUCUUACACUGUGAAUAUUUCUUGCCGCAUUUUAGGAAACCCAGUUGGUGCUUAGUAAAUCUGUUUAGGGGAGUGUUAUCAUUAGAAGAUGACAUGCUGUUUAUAGAACCUUUGAAAGAGGAACAUGCCAGGAGGAUUAGAAGGUACACUGAUGGUGCGACCCACCCUCAUCUCAUAUACAAACGACAAGCUACGGACGAAAAAGAAGCUUUUUGCCCAGGAGCAGUCUUGCCAGUUACAGAUAACGGUGGGAUUGCAGGAACGAUGACCCUCUCGGACGCCACCGUUUACGAUGGCCCGUAUCUUGGUCGUAAAAUCAUUGAGGUCUUUUACGUUGUGGACAAACUUGUCUACGAUGAACAUUUGACCGGGACAGAGAGCUAUGCUACCACUAUUCUAAACAUUAUGAGCAGACGAUUUGCAGAUCCUAGUUUGGAUAUCGACGUCCGAUUCUCAGUGGUUCGACUUCUUAUCUCUAUGACAACAACAAUAACAGCAACAAGUCCUUCUGGUAAUGUCGAGAGUAUAACACCCACUGAAGUUGCAGAUACUACCCUUCCAGAGUUCUGCACCUGGCAAGCUGCUUUAAGUUUAAAUAAUGACACGGAUCCAAACGACUGGGACUUAGCCUUACUCUUUACUGGUCACGAUAUCUACCGUGAUAACAUGGAGUACGUUCUGCAAGGUCGGGCAAGGCUAGGUGGAACUUGUGACGUCAAUAAUAAAUGUUCGGUCACCGAGAAUACUGGUUUGUCAGCAGGCCUUACCAUGGCUCAUGAAACAGGACAUUCUCUUGGAGUGCAACACGAUGUCCUGUAUGGAUGCGAAGAAGGUGUAAACAUCAUGGCUACCGCCUCAGCUUUGAGCUCUGGAGCAAUGGAGUGGUCAUCCUGCAGUUCCGAACAUAUGAAGAUGUUUAUCAGCUCUCGUGGAUGUAUGGAUGACGUACCUCUUCAUUCUCUGGCUGACAUUUUUGAUAUCCCGGUUCAAGAUUUCAAUGAACAGUGUCGACAGGUUAUGGAAGACCCGGACGCAGAGAGCUGCCAAACAAUUGUAGUAAUGGAAAGAAAACUCCCUAAAAUGAUGGCGAAAGUGACACUGAUCAUGAUGAUGAAAACGAUUGCCCUGUCUAUCGCAUUACAGACGAACUGCACAAAGUUGUAUUGCACUCUUCCUGGAAGUUCAUCCUGCAGGUCCAAUUCAGUACCAGCAGAGGGAAGUCCAUGUGGUGAUCUUAGUGGUAAUAUGAGGUGCAUAAAUACAGAAUGCGUUAGUGCAUCAAUUGCGCUUCCGGCGGCAGUGGAUGGUGGAUGGACAGAGUUCGGUGCCGAGUUUUCCUCAUGCUCUCGUUCCUGCGGGACAGGGGUUCAAUACCGCAGCAGAGCCUGUACCAAUCCCAGGCCACAGUGGGGCGGUGCACCAUGUGAGGGGCAAAGCCAUAUCUACAAGAUUUGCAACGAACAGCCCUGCAUGACGUCACAAGACGAUUACCGAGAUGAGCAGUGUGCCUCAACAAAUUCAAUUCCGUUGGGUGGUGUGAUCUACGAGUGGACAGAUUAUCAACAUUCAACUUUUUUAGGAGAUGAGGUCUGCGAGAAGAGUUGUCUGACAACAGGGACGAGUGGACUUUUUCGCAGCGACAGACCGGGAAACUUCCAUGACGGGACCCUGUGCUGGCAGGAAUUACCCAGUGAUGUCGCUAAAUCAUUCGAGUUCACCAAGUCACUUUGUCUCAAUGGAAAGUGCCAGCAGAAUUUCGGAUGUGAUGGCGUUCUUGAUUCUGGCCUUGUUUACGAUGACUGCCAUGUUUGCGAUGGAGACGGCUCAUCCUGUGACUGUACGAGUCUGGAGUUGACUUCUUGGUCAUCAACAGGAGAGUCUGUGAUUGCCACUAUCCCUAUUGGGGCAACUAGCAUUACAGCUGAUAGUUAUGGAGACAGCCAUUUCUUAGGACUGAGGGUUAAUGAAAAUUUUAUAUUUGGAAUCAACACCACCGGGCCUACACUUACAUCAGGCGGUGACUACAAAAUUGGCAAUAUGGUUGUCAAUUACGAUCGAACGUUUCAGGUUGAGACUCACAUACGAUCGCUGUCUGAUCCUUCUACGGAAACGCUCGAUAUCUUACUUUGGACAUCAAGAACAACUGGCUUAAAUGUCAAAUUAAAUUACUGUUUACCCGUGUUUGACCCCUGCGAAUCAUCACCUUGUCAAAAUGGAGGAACAUGCUCUUCUGCUGAUGGUCAAUACUCAUGCCAAUGUCCAAACACUCAUAUAGGAACAAACUGUGAAACAGUGUUUGACCCCUUGUUUGACCCCUGCGAAUCAUCACCUUGUCAAAAUGGAGGAAUAUGCUCUUCUGCUGAUGGUCAAUACUCAUGUGAAUGUCCGAGCACUCAUACUGGAACAAACUGUGAUACAGUGUUUGACCCCUGCGAUUCAUCACCCUGUCAAAAUGGAGGAAUAUGCUCUUCUGCUGAUGGUCAAUACUCAUGCCAAUGUCCAAACACUCAUACUGGAACAAACUGUGAAACAUGUUUGACCCCUGCGAUUCAUCACCCUGUCAAAAUGGAGGAAUAUGCUCUUCUGCUGAUGGUCAAUACUCAUGCCAAUGUCCAAACACUCAUACUGGAACAAACUGUGAAACAGUGUUUGACCCCUGCGAUUCAUCACCCUGUCAAAAUGGAGGAAUAUGCUCUUCUGCUGAUGGUCAAUACUCAUGCCAAUGUCCAAACACUCAUACUGGAACAAACUGUGAAACAGUGUUUGACCCCUGCGAUUCAUCACCCUGUCAAAAUGGAGGAAUAUGCUCUUCUGCUGAUGGUCAAUACUCAUGCCAAUGUCCAAACACUCAUACUGGAACAAACUGUGAAACAGUGUUUGACCCCUGCGAUUCAUCACCCUGUCAAAAUGGAGGAAUAUGCUCUUCUGCUGAUGGUCAAUACUCAUGCCAAUGUCCAAACACUCAUACUGGAACAAACUGUGAAACAGUGUUUGACCCCUGCGAUUCAUCACCCUGUCAAAAUGGAGGAAUAUGCUCUUCUGCUGAUGGUCAAUACUCAUGCCAAUGUCCAAACACUCAUACUGGAACAAACUGUGAAACAGUGUUUGACCCCUGCGAUUCAUCACCCUGUCAAAAUGGAGGAAUAUGCUCUUCUGCUGAUGGUCAAUACUCAUGCCAAUGUCCAAACACUCAUACUGGAACAAACUGUGAAACAGUGUUUGACCCCUGCGAUUCAUCACCCUGUCAAAAUGGAGGAAUAUGCUCUUCUGCUGAUGGUCAAUACUCAUGCCAAUGUCCAAACACUCAUACUGGAACAAACUGUGAAACAGUGUUUGACCCCUGCGAUUCAUCACCCUGUCAAAAUGGAGGAAUAUGCUCUUCUGCUGAUGGUCAAUACUCAUGCCAAUGUCCAAACACUCAUACUGGAACAAACUGUGAAACAGUGUUUGACCCCUGCGAUUCAUCACCCUGUCAAAAUGGAGGAAUAUGCUCUUCUGCUGAUGGUCAAUACUCAUGCCAAUGUCCAAACACUCAUACUGGAACAAACUGUGAAACAGUGUUUGACCCCUGCGAUUCAUCACCCUGUCAAAAUGGAGGAAUAUGCUCUUCUGCUGAUGGUCAAUACUCAUGCCAAUGUCCAAACACUCAUACCGGAACAAACUGUGAAACAGUGUUUGACCCCUGCGAUUCAUCACCCUGUCAAAAUGGAGGAAUAUGCUCUUCUGCUGAUGGUCAAUACUCAUGCCAAUGUCCAAACACUCAUACUGGAACAAACUGUGAAACAGUUAAAAGAUGACAUGUUUGACCCUUGCGAUUCAUCACCCUGUCUAAAUGGAGGAAUAUGCUCUUCUGCCGAUGGUCAAUACUCAUGCCAAUGUUCAAACACUCAUAUUGGAACAAACUGCGGUGAAACAGAUAAAGAAUGA
Messenger RNA from Lytechinus pictus (painted urchin), 4248 nucleotides. RefSeq names its product A disintegrin and metalloproteinase with thrombospondin motifs 16-like. Bases 1 to 4248 code for a protein of 1415 amino acids. Gene Ontology annotation, molecular function: metalloendopeptidase activity; calcium ion binding. Gene Ontology annotation, cellular component: extracellular matrix. Lineage: Eukaryota; Metazoa; Echinodermata; Echinoidea; Temnopleuroida; Toxopneustidae. Gene Ontology annotation, biological process: proteolysis; extracellular matrix organization. The transcript is spliced from 33 exons. The record is from RefSeq and is a predicted model, not a curated record.